Molecule: messenger RNA, 522 nt
Organism: Penicillium maclennaniae
Lineage: Eukaryota; Fungi; Ascomycota; Eurotiomycetes; Eurotiales; Aspergillaceae
Product: Mpv17/PMP22 family protein
Exons: 5
Coding region: 1-522 (173 amino acids)
Cellular component (GO): mitochondrion; membrane; cytoplasm
Source: RefSeq, a predicted model, not a curated record
AUGUUGCGCUGGUACCAGAGCAAGUUGGCCAAGCGGCCCAUCCUCACCGCGAGCAUCACCAGUGCCGUGCUAUUUGGCAGUGGUGAUGUCCUUGCUCAGCAGGCGGUCGAUCGCCGGGGUCUUGAGAAGCACGACUUUAGCCGCACUGGGCGCAUGGCCUUAUACGGCGGAGCUGUCUUUGGCCCCGUAGCCACUAAGUGGUUCGGUAUCCUCCAGCGACACGUUGUCCUCAAUAGCACCGCGACAACCACGAUCGCCCGAGUCGCAUGCGACCAGUUUCUGUUCGCACCUGUGCAGCUGACCUGCUUCUUGUCUUCUAUGGCGAUUAUGGAGGGUACCAGCCCAACGGAGAAGUUGAAGUCUUCGUUUGGCCCUGCCUACAAGGCGAACUUGUUCGUUUGGCCGUUCGUGCAGGGUGCCAACUUUGCCUUUGUCCCCCUGGAGCUGCGUGUUCUAGUUGUGAACGUGGUCAGCUUGGGUUGGAACUGCUUCCUUAGCUUGAUGAACAGCGGUGAAGAAUAA